Molecule: messenger RNA, 468 nt
Organism: Leishmania braziliensis MHOM/BR/75/M2904
Lineage: Eukaryota; Euglenozoa; Kinetoplastea; Trypanosomatida; Trypanosomatidae
Exons: 1
Coding region: 1-468 (155 amino acids)
Biological process (GO): deoxyribonucleoside monophosphate catabolic process
Cellular component (GO): nucleus
Molecular function (GO): 5-hydroxymethyl-dUMP N-hydrolase activity
Source: RefSeq, a predicted model, not a curated record
AUGUCUGUACCAAAAAAGAUCUACAUUGCUGGCCCCGCCGUGUUCCAUCUUGACCACGGCGAUGCUUACUACACAAAAGUAAGGGCACUAUUGAAGGAGAAGGGGGUUGUGCCGCUCAUCCCAGUGGACAACACUGUCAGCGGUGCGCUCAACAUCCGCAACAGCAACCUCGAGAUGAUACAGGCAUGUGACGCCGUGAUCGCCGAUCUCUCUCCGUUCCGCUCCAAGGAACCCGACUGCGGAACCGCGUUCGAGCUCGGCUACGCAGCAGCGCUGGGGAAGGUGCUGCUGACUUUUUCCACCGAUACACGAUCCAUGGUGGAGAAGUACGGUGGCCAGAUGGCGGAGGGCCUCUCCGUUGAGGACUUUGGAUUGCCGUUUAAUCUGAUGCUGCACAACGGGACGGAUGUGUUCGACUCCUUUGAGGCGGCCUUUGGACACUUUUCUGAGAAGCUCCUCUCCCAGUGA